This is a messenger RNA of Phialemonium atrogriseum, 851 nucleotides long. RefSeq lists its product as uncharacterized. NCBI's taxonomy places the organism in Eukaryota, Fungi, Ascomycota, Sordariomycetes, Cephalothecales, Cephalothecaceae. The record is from RefSeq and is a predicted model, not a curated record. Bases 258 to 482 code for a protein of 74 amino acids. The transcript has a single exon.
GCCCAAAUGGAGUCCCAGACCCCAUUGCUGCCCACAAGUUUUACCAACUCCAUACUUAUGGCGAUCGAUUUUGACAAUUUAGAAACGGCAAAGACGAUUCCACUGAAAAUCCGGAUUGUCAAGUCGGCUUGCAAUUUUUAAUACUCGGGAUCUUGCUUCUUGCUUCUUCAACUUUCCCACCAGCUCUUCAAAAUACAGUCAGAAAGUUAAAAAGGAAAUUCCUCUUUGGAGAAGUCGUAACCAUUAGCCAAAAGCAUAUGCUUCACAGCUUCCAAAGCUGUCUCCCGCAAGCCCGCACUAUCUUGCUUGUUGGCCAUGAUAUCAGGCAUGAAAUGCAUGCUUUACACAAACUCAAGUUUAACUUUCAUAAGUCGUCAAUAUCUGGUAUGCUUGGUACCUUCAGAAUCAGAGGUCGGGUUUUGCCUGGACUUUUUUCAUUUUACCCUUGCUUCCUUUUGAGCGUGUUCCUUCGAUGGACUUGACAACGGCAGAAAUGAUGCACACUUCACUCUGAAGAGCCUGCUAUUUUAGCGAUCAAAUGCUGCGAUAAUCCAGCGAGAAAUGACGAAAACUUGGCUAUUCUGGAGAAGAUUGCAAAAGCCCAAUUUUAGAAGAGGAAGCCACAAAGGGAGCAAAACGAUUAAAAAGUAGUUACAUGUAUCAAUCCAAAUUCUGAAAAGUUGAAAAAAGGGGAGGGUAUCGUGCAGAACGAAGCAGCUCAGUCCAAGAGCCCUGAAAAUUGAUUGUUCAGCUGGGGAUCAAAAUGCGUAAUCCCCGUGAGUGUGGUCCUUCUCUUGGCCUAGAGCUCGUAGGCCAGUUGACCCCAGGAGUGACCAAGAAACUUGUUCUCC